Messenger RNA from Gekko japonicus, 7983 nucleotides. It is a transcript of the gene FN1, whose product is annotated as fibronectin 1. The record is from RefSeq and is a predicted model, not a curated record. Gene Ontology annotation, cellular component: extracellular region. Gene Ontology annotation, biological process: cell-substrate junction assembly; nervous system development; heart development. The transcript is spliced from 46 exons. Gene Ontology annotation, molecular function: proteoglycan binding; integrin binding. NCBI's taxonomy places the organism in Eukaryota, Metazoa, Chordata, Lepidosauria, Squamata, Gekkonidae. Bases 1 to 7362 code for a protein of 2453 amino acids.
AUGGUGAAGAGCCUCAACAAAAUCUGUCCAAAUGGGGUGAGUAACAGCUCCGCAAAUGAAGUUCAAUCCGGCUGCUACGACAACGGGCAGCACUACCAGCUCCACCAGCAGUGGGAGCGCAUCUACCUGGGCAACACCCUCGUCUGUACCUGCUACGGCGGCAGCCGCGGCUUCAACUGCGAGAGCAAGCCCGAGCCGGAAGAAACCUGCUUUGACAAAUACACUGGAUCUUCUUACCGAGUUGGGGAAACAUACGAACGUCCCAAGGACUCCAUGAUCUGGGACUGCACGUGCAUCGGAGCUGGCCGCGGAAGAAUCAGCUGCACGAUCGCAAAUCGCUGUCAUGAGGGGGGUCAGUCCUACAAGAUCGGCGACACCUGGCGCAGGCCUCACGAGACGGGCGGCUACAUGCUGGAGUGUGUGUGCCUCGGGAACGGGAAAGGCGAAUGGACUUGCAAGCCCGUGGCGGAGCGGUGCUAUGACAAUUCUGCUGGGACCUCCUAUGUUGUCGGCGAGAUCUGGGAGAAGCCCUACCAAGGCUGGAUGAUGGUGGACUGCACUUGCCUGGGAGAAGGCAGCGGGCGCAUCACCUGCACUUCCCGGAACAGGUGCAAUGACCAGGACACCAGGACGUCCUACAGAAUCGGAGACACUUGGAGCAAGAAAGAUAACAGAGGAAACCUCCUGCAGUGCAUUUGCACAGGGAACGGCAGAGGGGAGUGGAAAUGCGAGAGACACGCCUCCCUGCAAGCCACGGGAAUCGGAACUGGAUCAACCACCUUCACCGACGUGCAGACUGCCCUUUACCAGCCUCAGCCCCAGCCCGCCCCGUACGGGCACUGCGUCACCGACAACGGCAUGGUGUAUUCCGUGGGCAUGCAGUGGCUCAAGACGCAGGGCAGCCAGCACAUGCUUUGCACGUGUCUGGGCAACGGCGUCAGUUGCCAGGAAACAGCUGUGACCCAGACCUACGGUGGGAACUCCAACGGGGAGCCUUGCGUGUUCCCGUUCACCUACAACGGGCGGACUUUCUACUCGUGCACUUCGGAAGGCCGCACGGACGGGACGCUCUGGUGCAGCACCACCUCCGACUUUGACCAGGAAAAGAGAUACUCUUUCUGUACAGAACAAAAUGUCCUGGUCCAGACCCGCGGUGGCAACUCCAACGGCGCCCUCUGCCACUUCCCCUUCAUCUACAACAACCGGAAUUACACGGACUGCACCUCCGAGGGGCGGCGAGACAACAUGAAGUGGUGUGGCACCACCCCAAACUAUGACGCGGACCAGAAGUUUGGCUUCUGUCCCAUGGCGGCGCACGAGGAGAUCUGCACCACCAACGACGGGGUCAUGUAUCGCGUGGGAGACCAGUGGGACAAGCAGCACGACAUGGGCCACAUGAUGCGAUGCACCUGCGUGGGGAACGGGCGCGGCGAGUGGACCUGCAUCGCCUACUCCCAGCUCAGAGACCAGUGCAUCGUCGACGGGAUCACGUACGACGUCAACCAGACCUUCCACAAACGCCACGAAGAAGGGCACAUGCUGAACUGCACCUGCUUUGGUCAAGGGCGGGGCCGAUGGAAAUGCGACCCCAUUGACCAGUGUCAAGAUUCGGAGAGCCAGACCUUCUACCAGAUUGGAGACUCGUGGGAGAAACACGUCCACGGCGUCCGGUACCAGUGCUAUUGCUACGGGCGGGGCAUUGGGGAGUGGCACUGCCAGCCUCUGAGCACCUACUCAGGUUCCACUGGUCCCGUCCAGGUGAUCAUCACAGAUGUCCCGAUUCAUCCGGAUUCUCACCCUGUCCAGUGGGUUGCCCCCGAAUCCUCCCAUAUCUCCAAGUACAUCCUCCGAUGGAAACCAAAGAACACUGGAGCGAGAUGGAAAGAGGUCACCAUUCCAGGUUACUUGAAUUCCUACACGAUCUCUGGCCUGAAACCUGGAGUCCUCUACGAGGGGCAGCUGAUCUGUGUGCAGCAUUAUGGACAGAGAGAAGUCACCCGCUUCGAAUUCACCACCUCGAGUACCACGGCUGUUUCAACCAGCCACGUGUCUGGAGAAACCACAGCGCUUCCUUCCGUGGUGACGACCUCGGAGUCGGUCACUGAAAUCACAGCCAACAGCUUCGUGGUCUCCUGGGUUUCUGCUUCAGACACAGUCUCAGGAUUCCGUGUCGAGUAUGAAUUGAGUGAAGAGGGGGAUGAACCCCAGUAUCUGGACCUUCCAAAUACAGCCACGUCGGUCAACAUCCCCAACUUGCUUCCGGGCCGCAGAUACAUCGUGAACGUCUAUCAGAUUUCGGAAGAGGGGGAGCAGAACCUGAUCCUGUCCACUUCACAGACGACAGCACCUGACGCUCCUCCGGAACACAUCGUGGAAAGUGUGGAUGACACGUCCAUCAUCGUGAGAUGGAGCCGGCCGGAGGCGCCCAUCACAGGUUACCGCAUCGUCUACACGCCGUCCGUGGAGGGCAGCAGCACGGAACUGAACCUGCCCGAGUCGGCCACCUCUGUAACGCUCAGCGACUUGAUGCCCGGGGUGCAGUACAACAUCACCAUCUACGCUGUGGAGGAGAGCCAGGAGAGCAGCCCCGUCUUCAUCCAGCAGAAGACCACCGGCGUCCCACAGGAAGGUGAGAUUCCUGCCCCGAAAGAUCUGCAGUUUGUGGAUGUCACAGACGUCAAAAUCACCAUCAUGUGGAAUCCCCCGGAGAGCACCGUCUCUGGCUACCGAGUGGAAGUGAUCCCCGUCAACCGCCCGGGCGAACACGGGCAGAAGUUGCCCGUGACCAGGUACUCCUUCGCAGAGGUCACUGAGCUGUUACCUGGGACGACCUACCUCUUCAAGAUCUACGCCCUGGCACAAGGCAGAGAAAGCAAACCUCUCACUGGACAGCAAGUGACCAGACUCGAUGGCCCAACCAACUUGCGGUUUGUCAACGAGACCGAUUCCACCGUGCUGGUGACGUGGAGGCCCCCCCAGGCCCACAUCACAGGCUACGUGCUGACGGUGGGGCUCACGAGAGGCGGGCAGCCCAAAAAGCACACUCUGGGGCCCUCGGCCCCCAGGUACCUGCUGAGGAACUUGCAGCCCGGCUCCGAGUACACCGUGUCCCUGGUGGCCGUCAAGGGCAACCAGCAGAGCAGCCCCGAAACGGGGGUCUUCUCAACCCUGCAGCGCCUGGGCUCCCUUCCCCCCUAUAACACGGAAGUGACGGAGACCUCAAUCGUUGUCACCUGGACUCCUGCGCCCAGGAUUGGCUUCAAGCUGGGUGUGCGACCAAGCCAAGGCGGAGAAGCACCGAGGGAGGUCAUCUCCGAGUCGGGGAGCAUUGUCAUCUCUGGCCUGACGCCUGGCAUGGAAUACGUCUACAGCAUCACUCUCCUCACGGACGGCCAAGAGAGGGACGCACCAAUCAUCAAGACCAUCGUCACCCCUGUCUCACCCCCCUCCGGCCUGCGCCUGGAGUCUAACCCAGACACUGGGAUCCUCACUGUCUCUUGGGAAAGAAGUACAACUCCAGAUAUCACUGCGUACAGGAUAACUACCGUCCCUACAAACGGACAGCAGGGUUACACCCUGGAGGAACUGGUCCACGCAGAGCAGACUUCCUGCAUCUUUGAAAACUUGAGCCCCGGUGUGGAGUACAACGUCAGCGUUUACACUGUCAAAGACGAUCAGGAGAGCGUGCCCAUCUUCGAAACCAUCACGCAAGAGGUGCCCCAGCUCACUGACUUGGGCUUUGUUGACAUAACUGACACCAGCAUCGGCCUGCGGUGGACCCCUCUAAACGCCUCCUCCAUUAUCGGCUACCGCAUCACCGUAGUGGUGGCCGGAGAGAGUGUCCCCAUUUUUGAAGAUUUUGUGGACUCCUCGGUAGGAUACUACACGGUCACCGGCCUGGAGCCCGGCAUUGACUAUGAGAUCAGCGUCAUCACCCUCAUUAGUGGCGGAGAGAGCGCCCCUGCCACGCUGACGCAGCAAACGGCUGUCCCUCCUCCCACCGAUCUCCGUUUCACCAACGUGCGACCCGAUACAAUGAGAGUGACUUGGACUCCCGCAGCGUCCAUUGAACUGACCAGCUUCCUCGUGCGUUACUCACCCGUGAAGAAUGAGGAGGACGUUGCAGAACUGAGCAUCUCGCCUUCAGACAAUGCCGUGGUUUUGACAAACCUCCUGCCAGGCACGGUGUACUUAAUCCGGGUCUACAGUGUCUACGAACAACAUGAGAGUAAACCUCUGAGUGGAGAGCAGAGAACAGGGCUCGAUUCCCCGACUGGGCUUGACUUUUCCGAAAUAACGGCCCAUUCCUUCACGGUCCACUGGAUUGCUCCCCGCGCUGCCAUCACUGGCUACAAAAUACGGCAUUCCCUCGAGCAAGGCGGAAGCCGGCCCAAAGAAGUCCGCAUUGCCCCGUCUCGUAACUCCAUCACUCUUACGGACCUGAUUCCGGGGUCCGAGUACGUGGUUAGCAUUUCCGCAUUCAACGGCAAAGAAGAAAGCGCGCCCCUGACUGGACAGCAAAGUACAGUCUCUGACGUCCCAGGAGACCUGCAGGUCACUUCCGCCAGCCCGACCAGCCUGGUCAUCUCCUGGGAUGCUCCGGCUGUGACCGUUCGAUACUACAGGAUAACGUACGGAGAGACAGGAGGCAGCGGCCCUGUCCAGGAGUUCACGGUGCCCGGCCACCUGUCCACGGCGACCAUCCCCGGCCUGAAGCCCGGAGCGGAGUACACCAUCACGGUCUACGCCGUCACCGGCCGUGGAGACAGCCCGGCCAGCAGCAAGCCAGUCACCGUCAGCUACAAGAUGGAGAUCGGCACCCCGUCCCAGCUGCAGGUGGUCGAGGUCCAGGACAGCAGCCUCACCGUCCGGUGGCAGCCCCCCUCCUCCCCCGUCUCCGGCUACCGAGUCACUGCGGCCCCCAAGAACGGCCACGGCCCCACGAAAACCAAAGUCCUCUCUGCAGAUCUCACCGAAGUCACCAUUGAAGGGCUGCAGCCCACCGUUGAGUACGUGGUGAGCGUCUACGCCCAGGGUCAAGACGGAGAAAGCCAGCCGCUGGUGGAGACGGCCGUGACAAACAUUGAUCGGCCUAGAGGAUUGACAUUCACCGAUGUGGAUGUUGAUUCCAUCAAAAUUGCUUGGGAAAGCCCACAGGGGCAAGUCAGCAGGUACAGGGUGACCUACUCUACCCCGGAGGACGGAACCCUCGAGCUCUUCCCGGCCCCAGACGGUGAAGACGACACCGCGGAGCUGCGUGGCCUCCGGCCCGGCUCCGAGUACACGGUCCGCAUCGUGGCCUUGCAUGACGCGCUGGAGAGCCCGCCCCUGGUCGGAACCCAGUCCACAGCCAUCCCGCCUCCAACGAAUCUGAAGUUCAUUCAGGUCACUCCAACCAGCCUGACGGUGACCUGGGUGGCGCCAAACGUCCGGCUGACCGGAUACCGGCUCCGAGUGAAUCCCCAGGAGAAGAACGGGCCCAUGAAGGAAAUCCACCUCUCUCCAGACAGCACCUCUGCCGUCGUCUCCGGACUCAUGAUGGCGACCAAAUACGAAGUCAACGUCUAUGCCCUGAAAGACUCUCUGACCAGCAGACCUGUCCAGGGGGUCGUCACUACCCUAGAGAACGUCAGUCCUCCUCGCAGGCCACGGGUGACCGACGUCACCGAGAGAACCGUCACCAUCACGUGGCGCACCAAGACCGAGACCAUCACUGGCUUUCAGAUCGACGCCAUCCCCGCAAGCGGCCAGAACCCCGUCCAGAGGACCAUUAGCCCUGACGUCAGGAGCUACACCAUCACUGGCUUGCAGCCAGGCACGGACUACAAGAUCUACAUCUACGCCUUGAACGACAACGCUCGCAGCUCCCCGGCGGUGGUGGAUGCUUCCACUGCCAUUGAUGCGCCGUCCAACUUGCGCUUCCUGACGACCACCAGCAACUCCCUGCUGCUCACUUGGCAGGCCCCCCGGGCCAAGAUCACGGGGUACAUCAUCCGAUACGAGGCCCCCGGCGGGCAACCCAGGGAGCUGCUCCCCCGCCCCCGCCCCGGCACCACGGAGGCCACAAUCACGGGUCUGGAGCCAGGGACGGAGUACACCAUCUACAUAAUCGCGGUGAAGAACAGUCAGAAGAGCGAACCCUUGAUUGGCAGGACGACGACAGAUGUGCUUCCCCACCUGGUCACACACCCGCACCCCGGGCAGACUGGACCGGAGAUCCUGGACGUGCCGUCGGUUGUAGAGAACACGCCUUACCUCACGGACUCCUAUGACAAUGGCAAUGGUAUCCAACUUCCAGGCACUUCUGGCCAGCAGCCGAUCCUGAGCAACCAAGGCCAGCAGGUCUUUGUGGAAGUGUACGGGUCUCGGACCCCCGCAAAGACGACCGUGGCGACUCCCAUCAGGCAUCGGCCGAGACCGGAUGUGGAUGAAGAGCCGGGCCUGGUGAGCCGGCACCCGAUACGUAUCCCGGACCUGGACGAGCCUUCUUACCCUCACAGCCUGGGGCCCAGGAACAACCACACCCGGCUCCAGGAGGCUCUUUCCCAGACAACCAUCGCGUGGAAACCCUUGCUGGAGAGCUCUGAGUAUGUCAUCUCCUGCCACCCUCUCGGAGCCGAAGAGGAGCCUUCAGAGUUCAAAGUCCCCGGCACUUCCUCCAGCGCAACCCUCACCGGUCUGACUCGGGGCGCCACCUACAACAUCAUCGUGGAGGCCGUCAAGAACCAGCGGCGGCACAGAGUCCUCGAGGAGAAGGUCACCGUGGGCAACGCCAUUACUGACCGACUGAACCAGCCCUCCGAGGACACCUGCUACGACACGUACACGGGCUCCUUCUACUCCAUCGGGGAGGAGUGGGAGAGGCUGUCUGAGUCGGGGUUCAAGCUCUGGUGCCAGUGCUUGGGCCUGGGCAGCGGGCACUUCCGGUGCGACUCGUCCAAGUGGUGUCAUGACAACGGCGUCAACUACAAGAUUGGGGAGAAAUGGGACCGGCAGGGGGAGAGCGGGCAGAUGAUGAGCUGCACCUGCCUGGGGAACGGGAAAGGGGAGUUCAAGUGUGAGCCACAUGAGGCCACUUGCUACGAUGACGGCAAGAUGUACCAGGUGGGCGAGCAGUGGCAGAAGGAGUACUUGGGGGCCAUCUGCUCCUGCACUUGCUACGGAGGGCAGCAGGGCUGGCGGUGUGACAACUGUCGCAGACCCGGGGCUGCGAGUUCUCCUGAAGGCUCUCCUGGCCACACCUAUUCCCAGUACUCACAGAGACAGCAUCAGACCACGACGACUCAGAACGUCCACUGCCCGAUCGAGUGCUUCUACCCUCUCCAUCUACAAUCAGACGCGCAGAGCCGACGUGGAGAUUAACCCGCCACCGAAUGUCACGAAUCCCAGGCAGAGCGGCUUGCCCGGACCACCUGCUGUAGAAUCUGACUAGGCAAAAGCAGGUCUGUCUGCUGGUGGGCGGAGGCCCCGCCCUCGCUUGGCUCAGCGCACGGCUUCUUCCUCCGGGCCGGGCACGCCGGGACUUCCUCCCCCACGGAUACGGCCGGCUUCUCUUUCUGCUCAGUGUCUCCAGUCCCAGUCAGUAUUUCUGCUCUUCCCCGCCCCCCCCCCCAGGAGAACUACACGGGAUCCGUCCGGGACAGAGGUGUGUGUGGGGGGAGCCGCCCUGCCCUAGAAGGAAAUGAAGGAAAGGCCAGAGUCCUUGCUUCCCUCUCCCCCGCCCCCUGCACCUCUCAUGCCCCGUCACUGUGACGCCGCCGGAAGCAGGCCCCAGCAGCCGCCCCCUCUUCCGUCCCUUAGCGCCACGUCAGCGUUGGUGGCUGUUAUUUAUCAAAUGGGUCUUCCCCUCCCCCCACCCCAAGUGUGUUUCUGUGGGAAGAUAUAUUGGAGACACGUAGAACACAGUUGACAGAGGAAGUUGGUGUAAUUAUGAUCAGUAAUUAUUUUUAUACUGUUACGUGCCAAAGCUUUACUACUGUGGGA